AUGAAGGCGGCAGAGGUUUCAAGCCUGCAGCAAAAAUGGCUCAACGAAGAACGCAAACUUCGUGGCCUCUCCAUCGCCGACACGAAAAGGGAGAAGCGUGACUUGGAAAGGUCCCUUGAGACCAUGUGGAAUGAGCAAGGGCUUGCAAGGUCUGCAGCGAAGAUUUCGAAGAAGGAGCUUCGGGAGACAGAGAACGACAUGUCGGUCGGCGGGAUGAGAAACCCUGAUCUUGCAGUAGAGCGGCUGACGCUAGUGCGGGAGACGGGAGCAAAGUUGAGAGCCGAGUGGGAGAAGAUCUAUGCGGAGGAGCCGGACUUUGCAGAAGUCGGGACCACCUACGGGAGCAGGGAGGCAAAGCUGGACGAGGACCUGUGCAAGCGCUGGAAGGAAAGGCUGUUGGCUACACUCGGAGGCCCAGCGCAGAUGGAAGGCAUUCUACUGCAGGCGAACACAGAGUACAAGUCGCCAUUAGAUCUAUGGCACGCUUGGCAGGUUGCUUCGAAGGACCCUGACCUUUGCCUCCAGCAAUUCAUCCGGGAAGGUGUUCCGCUGCGGAUGUCUUCGAAAAUUCCUCCAUCUGGCGGAGUCUUUCCGCCGGCCCGGAACCAAGAGAUCCAGUCCGUGGAAGCGCAGGUAGAGUUCGAGGAGUGCCAGAACAUGGUGAAUUACUCUUCGGUACAAGAGCACCCGCGAGAGGCUGAAGAGGAGAUCUCGAGGCCAAAGGUGGGGCUUGUGGCAGUGAAGCGGUUGGGAGCAGCCUUGAACUGGCUGAUUGCGGUGUCCAACGGCUUCAAGCUCCAAGCCCGGAUCAUGUGGCUGAAAGAAAAGCCGGCAGAGUGGGGUAUCAUCUCGGACGCUUCGCCGAUGGGACUGGGAACAAUUCUUUGGAAGAAGAACGCCGAGACGGGCCGCAUCCAGAUCAUCGAAGCAUACGAGGCUCCGUUCACCCCGGAGGAGGCGUACGCCAUCUUGCGAGCGGUGAAGCUGUGGCAACGUCGCAUCCAGUGCAAAGGCCUGAUACUGAAGUCGGACAGUUCAGUGGCCCUCGGCAUCGCCAAGAAGCUGAGCAGCCCCUCACCGUCGCUGAACUACAUCGCUGCGGAGCUGGCGUGCCUGCUGGACACCAUCGAUGCGAGGAGAGGUGGGGUCUUAAUGCUCGGUAGCCAUGACGGCCCCAGCAAUCCGGUCGGUCGACGUCCCCUUGGAGGGGACCCCGCUGCUGUGGCACGUCGUCCGCUGCACGCUUUUGGUAUGGGGGGUAACCCUCAUCUUGGCCUUCGCAGCGGGCUGGAGAUCGUCAACAUGGUGGCACGGGUCGCGGCGCAGCCAGCCGGAGGAGGUAGAGGGCGACGAGUCAGAUCAGAACAGGAGGAGACAAUGGCACAGCAGCGAAGACAGAGAGAGGAGACAUCGUUCGAGAGUGAGGUCGGAGUCCCUGCAUCGGCAGCCAGAGUUGGAUCGACAACCCCACAGGCCUUUACAUGCACUAUGGGGAGGUCCAGGCACAACUUCAUCACCACCGAGGCCUCGCUCAGCGUCCGCGGAUGCAGUAGCUGGGUCCCCAAUUCGAUCAGGGGGAAUGACAACGUCAGAGGAGGCAACGCCCGAGGCGGCAGUGGCAAGGAGAUCCAGGAGCCCAACGACCGCGCAAAGCCGUCCAGAGUGGAUGAACGCAGUGACGGAAGAGGACACUUGGUCUCUGUCCAGCCCAGGCGGAACGAGGGAGAAAUUCUUGAGGAUGAGGAGACCGGGAGGCGUGUUGGACCAGAUGCUCGAGCACGCGAGUCCAAGGCGGCCAUGACCAUAGAGGACGCGGUGGCGAGAGCUCAAUCGAAGAGUUGGGUCAAAGCGACGGCGAACCGAUUCGUGAUAAAGUUCCAUGCGACGUCAACUUGGCUGAGUAAAAGGUCGAAGCGACGCAAGAUCGGACAGCUGUUGAACGUGAUCGGACUGGAGGGCCCACCGGCGAACAUCGAUGAGGUGAAACAGGAGAAGAAGAGAAAGAGAUCUGAACAGCCUCACGAGGUACAGCCCGAACCGGAGAAUAUCGCGAACCACAUCAUGCCCCUAGAACCGCCCAUUGACAAGUCCCAGCUCUUUGCAGUUUUUACCUCAGCAAAAGGCAAGGUCAGGCACACAGUGGCCAACGCGGGGUGGGGUAUUCCGCUGGACAAGUGGAAGACGACCUGCGGCUGGCCAUUUGCCCGGUACCACGUGAGAGUGGUGCUCACCAAGUACAAGACGGGCAAAGCAAAGGAAUGCAUGAAGCGCAGAGACUUGGAAGCAGGGCGCGACAAAGUCAGAGGAGGUUGGAAGUUGGCGCAAUCCAUUGACCUGUAG
Messenger RNA from Durusdinium trenchii, 2340 nucleotides. The record is from the annotation of a GenBank genome assembly. NCBI's taxonomy places the organism in Eukaryota, Dinophyceae, Suessiales, Symbiodiniaceae.